GCCAAUUGCUAACACCCGUAGCGAUUUUACCUUGUGCCACUACACAAGAGUUCUGCCGCUCUACUUCUACUCAAACAAACGAAACUGAAAGAAAAGAAAAGAAAAGAAAGGUUAGGAAAGUUAAGAAGUGCGAAGACAAACAACAAUGGCAGCUCCUCACCCUCAACCGCACCAUCAUCAACCACAAACCCUAGAAGAAGUUCGAACCCUUUGGAUUGGUGACCUUCAAAUUUGGGUUGAUGAAUCCUAUCUUCACAGUUGCUUUGCCCAAACUGGCGAGGUUAUUUCUGUGAAAGUCAUACGUAACAAGCUUACUGGCCAUCCAGAGGGGUAUGGAUUUGUUGAAUUUGUUUCACAUGCAGCUGCUGAACGUGUUUUGCAAUCAUAUAAUGGAACUCCCAUGCCAGGAACUGAGCAGCCUUUCAGAUUAAAUUGGGCAUCUUUUGGGAUUGGAGAAAGAAGACCUGAUGCAGGUCCUGAGCAUUCUAUCUUUGUGGGUGAUUUAGCCCCUGAUGUUUCAGAUUAUUUGUUGCAAGAGACAUUUAGGGCUCACUAUCCUUCAGUUAGGGGAGCAAAGGUUGUAACUGAUCCUAGCACUGGUCGUUCAAAGGGAUACGGGUUUGUUAAAUUUGCAGAUGAAACAGAGAGAAACAGAGCCAUGACUGAAAUGAAUGGUCAAUAUUGUUUGUCAAGGCCCAUGCGUAUUAGUGCUGCCACUCCUAAAAAGUCACCAGGGAUCCAGCAGCAGUAUGCUGUAGCAAAAGCCUUAUAUCCCGCUCCAACAUACGUAGUGCCGCCAAUCCAACCAGUACAACCAUUGCCAGUAGAAAAUGAUCCGAACAAUACUACGAUAUAUGUCGGCAAUUUGGACCCAAAUGUGACAGAAGAAGAGCUUAGACAGCAUUGCUUGCAGUUUGGAGAGAUUGGCUAUGUCAAGAUACCAGCUAGUAAGGGAUGUGGCUUUGUGCAGUUUGCAACUAGGGCAUCUGCUGAAGAAGCUAUGCAGAAGCUGCAAGGAACUGUAAUCGGUCAGCAAGUAGUGCGUGUUUCAUGGGGCAAGAGCCCAACUGCUAAGCAGGACUCUGCUGCAUGGGCUCAGCAAGUUGAUCCAAGUCAGUGGGGUGCAUAUUAUGGCUAUGGGCAAGGUUAUGAUGCUUAUGCAUAUGGUGCUGUUCAGGACCCAUCCUUAUAUGCGUACAAUGCAUAUGCUGGGUAUGCUCAAUAUCCUCAACAGCCUGAAGGUGUUCAAGACAUGGCUGCUGCUUCCAGUGUUGUUCAAGGAAUGGAGCAGAGGGAGGAUCUAUUUGAUCCCCUAGCUACACAGGAUGUUGAUCGGCUCAAUGCAGCUUAUCUUUCUGUCCAUGGAAGUGCAAUGCUGGGACGUCCAAUGUGGUUAACAACCUCUUCACUUGCAAGACAGGCUUCAGUUGUAAACGGACCUCAGUAGUUAUUUCAUUUUCGACUGUUUUCAGUUUUCAUCAGUAUUAACAAGCUACAAGUCAUGCAAGCUCCAUCAUUAGCAGCUAGUUUUUCAGAUGCUUCUGCACAAGAUGAGUAGAUACAGUAACAAUACAUAAAUAUGUUGUGGCAGUCUUUUAGUGAUUAAAUUUUUGCCGUUGUAUUAUACGUAAUAUAUGCGAAGGCAAUGUUAUGAUCUUUUGGUGCUGGUUACAAUGGAAGCUAUGGAGCAACUUUGCA
Chenopodium quinoa (quinoa) is the source of this 1698-nucleotide messenger RNA. Its product is annotated as polyadenylate-binding protein RBP47B'-like. The transcript has 8 exons. The record is from RefSeq and is a predicted model, not a curated record. Bases 146 to 1447 code for a protein of 433 amino acids. Gene Ontology annotation, cellular component: cytosol. Gene Ontology annotation, molecular function: mRNA binding. NCBI's taxonomy places the organism in Eukaryota, Viridiplantae, Streptophyta, Magnoliopsida, Caryophyllales, Amaranthaceae.